Molecule: messenger RNA, 3761 nt
Organism: Rhinopithecus roxellana (golden snub-nosed monkey)
Lineage: Eukaryota; Metazoa; Chordata; Mammalia; Primates; Cercopithecidae
Gene: BRF1
Product: BRF1 RNA polymerase III transcription initiation factor subunit
Exons: 18
Coding region: 347-2446 (699 amino acids)
Biological process (GO): transcription by RNA polymerase III; transcription preinitiation complex assembly; DNA-templated transcription initiation
Cellular component (GO): transcription preinitiation complex; nucleus; transcription factor TFIIIB complex
Molecular function (GO): TBP-class protein binding; RNA polymerase III type 3 promoter sequence-specific DNA binding; RNA polymerase III general transcription initiation factor activity
Source: RefSeq, a predicted model, not a curated record
CCCCCCCUACGCCGGCGCGCAGCACGGGAGGCCAGCUCGCUCACUGUGGGGAGACCGCGGCCGCGCCGGGCCGGGAGGUCGCGGCUCCGGUCCUCGCGUCCCUGCUGUGGUUCCGGUGCCUGUCCCAGUCCCGCAGGCGCGGCCGUUACGGGCGGCGCGGCCCCGGCGCGCGUGGCGAAUCUGCGGCUGCCAAUCGGCGGGCGCGGGGCCUCGCGAGAGCGGCGAGGCCUGGGCGACUGGGCCUAGGCGGGCGGCUGGGCCUGGGCGGGCGGCGCGGGCUGCUCCGGAGGCUCGGGCGGCUUGGGAGGCUUGGGAGGCUCCGGGCCCUGCCCGCGCGUUCGCCGGCAUGACGGGCCGCGUGUGCCGCGGUUGCGGCGGCACGGACAUCGAGCUGGACGCGGCGCGCGGGGACGCGGUGUGCACCGCCUGCGGCUCAGUGCUGGAGGACAACAUCAUCGUGUCCGAGGUGCAGUUCGUGGAGAGCAGUGGCGGCGGCUCCUCGGCCGUGGGCCAGUUCGUGUCCCUGGACGGUGCUGGCAAAACCCCGACUCUGGGUGGCGGCUUCCACGUGAAUCUGGGGAAGGAGUCAAGAGCGCAGACCCUGCAGAACGGGCGGCGCCACAUCCAUCACCUGGGGAACCAGCUGCAGCUGAACCAGCACUGCCUGGACACCGCCUUCAACUUCUUCAAGAUGGCCGUGAGCAGGCACUUGACCCGCGGCCGGAAGAUGGCCCACGUGAUCGCCGCCUGCCUCUACCUGGUCUGCCGCACGGAGGGCACGCCGCACAUGCUCCUGGACCUCAGUGACCUGCUUCAGGUGAAUGUGUACGUGCUGGGAAAGACGUUUCUUCUCUUGGCAAGAGAGCUCUGCAUCAAUGCGCCGGCCAUAGACCCGUGCCUGUAUAUUCCGCGCUUUGCGCACCUACUGGAAUUCGGGGAGAAGAACCACGAGGUGUCCAUGACUGCCCUGAGGCUCCUACAGAGGAUGAAGCGGGACUGGAUGCACACAGGCCGGCGCCCCUCGGGCCUCUGCGGAGCAGCACUCCUAGUUGCAGCCAGAAUGCAUGACUUCAGGAGGACUGUGAAGGAGGUCAUCAGUGUGGUCAAAGUGUGUGAGUCCACGCUGCGGAAGAGGCUCACGGAAUUUGAAGACACCCCCACCAGUCAGCUGACCAUCGAUGAGUUCAUGAAGAUCGACCUGGAGGAGGAGUGCGACCCCCCCUCAUACACGGCUGGGCAGAGGAAGCUGCGGAUGAAGCAGCUUGAACAAGUCCUGUCAAAAAAACUGGAGGAGGUUGAAGGUGAAAUAUCCAGUUACCAGGAUGCAAUUGAGAUUGAACUAGAAAACAGCCGGCCAAAGGCCAAGGGGGGCCUGGCCAGCCUGGCCAAAGAUGGCUCCGCUGAGGACACCGCGUCCAGCUUGUGUGGCGAGGAGGACACAGAGGAUGAGGAGCUGGAGGCCGCGGCCAGCCACCUGAACAAGGACUUAUACCGGGAGCUCCUUGGCGGCACCCCCGGCAGCUCGGAAGCAGCAGGAAGCCCCGAGUGGGGCGGCAGACCUCCGGCCCUUGGGUCCCUGCUGGACCCCCUCCCCACUGCGGCCAGCCUGGGCAUCUCAGAUUCAAUCCGCGAAUGCAUUUCCUCUCAGAGCAGCGACCCCAAAGAUGCUUCGGGAGACGGCGAGCUGGACCUCAGUGGCAUUGACGACCUGGAGAUUGACAGGCACGACCUUAGCACGCCCUGGUGCGCGAAGGCUAAAAGCCAGCCCCACUUCCCUGUGCUCGCCCAGUACAUCCUGAAUGAGUCGGAAGCCCGCGUGAAGGCCGAGCUGUGGAUGAGGGAGAACGCCGAGUAUCUGCGGGAGCAGAGGGAAAAAGAAGCAAGAAUAGCCAAAGAGAAGGAGCUUGGCAUCUACAAGGAGCACAAGCCCAAGAAGUCUUGCAAGCGACGGGAGCCAAUUCAGGCCAGUACCGCCAGGGAGGCCAUUGAGAAGAUGCUGGAGCAGAAGAAGAUCUCCAGCAAGAUCAACUACAGCGUGCUCCGGGGCCUCAGCAGCGCCGGCGGGGGCAGCCCGCACAGGGAGGCUGCGCAGCCCGAGCAGAGCGCCAGUGCCAGGAAGCUGUCACGAAGGAGAACGCCGGCCAGCACAAGUGGGGCUGACCCUGUGACCAGUGUGGGGAAAAGGUUGAGGCCUCUGGUGUCUACGCAGCCAGCAAAGAAGGCGGCUACAGGAGAGGCUUUGCUCCCAAGCUCUCCCGCCCUCAGAGCUGAGCCUGCCAGGCCCCAGGCGGUCCUGGUGGAGAGCGGGCCUGUGUCGUACCAUGCUGAUGAGGAGGCUGACGAGGAGGAACCUGACGAGGAGGACGGGGAGCCCUGCGUCAGUGCCCUGCAGAUGAUGGGCGGCAAUGACUACGGCUGUGAUGGCGAUGAGGACGAUGGCUACUGAAGCGCGCCUCCAGGCAGGUGGCGUCCUGGCGGGGGGCCUUGCGGGCCUCCUCAGCAUCAGACGGGCUUACAGGACCGCAGCAGGCAGGCCCCAGCACCAAGACUCCUGGUGACAGGUGGCACUUGCCCCACAGCCCUGUCCCCUGUGGAACUUGCCAUUGGGAUUGUGUUUCUAUCCAGCAAGGGAAACCGGCCCAAGCGUCUGCUUGUGUGUGAUCAGAUGUGGGCCUGGGGUGCGCAGGGCUAUGUCCCGCUGCCUGCCUGUCGACUCACCCAAGGAUCCUCCAAGGCCGGCAGUGUGGUGUUGCUACUAGAAGGGAACAGGCUUAGGGCAGCCCACCUCUGGUCCACGUGUGUGAAGGACUGAGUAUGCUGGCCCUGUAACUCAGGACCAGCUCUGGAGUCUCCAGCCACCCUCCGCAUUGUCCCUCCUGAGCAGCACUCGGCACCAGUGGCCUCCGCCAGAGAGGAAGCUGGAGCCCUGCAGUUGUCUGGUGCAGCCGUGGGAGCUGAGGGUCUGGCACUUGAGAGGCAGCAGCUCUCCCGCGACCACGCUGUCUGAAGGUCCUCUGGCUCCAGCUGCCGCGACCACGCUGUCUGAAGGUCCUCUGGCUCCAGCUGUGGCCCUGCAUCCAGAUACCUGCCUCCUCCAAGGCAGACACCCCCACCCCUGCCUCCUCCAGACCCCGCUCCCACUGCCUGCACCGCCUGGAGCAGCAUGGGGUUCAGACUUCUGCUUCAGGGACACGAGUUGUGUCCCCAGGAGCCCUGCGACUGCCAGCAGGCGAACUGAGUGCCCGACAGUCGAGACCAGCGCCCACCCGCCUGAGCAUAACUAGGCAGUGCAGGCGUGGCCUGCAUAGUGUCCUGGUGUUGGGAGUGCCCCGUGGACAGAGCCAGAGGGCAGUGGCGCUCCCUGUCAGAGCUGCAUCAGGUCCCCCAUCCAGGAGGGAGGGCAGAGGGAGGCCCGAGAGCCUCCCCAGGGCCAGGCCUCUUCAUGGGAAGGCCCAGCACCACCCGUAGGGGUCUUAGCUCUGGCAUGGCUGCCCUGGGUGUGGCUGAGGAGGGGCCUCACCCUGUGUCCCUGGGAGAGGGUGGUCUGGAGGCAGAGGCGUGCCAGCACUGACCCCGGAGGCCUCAUCCUCCCCGUGGAAUGGGCUGUAUGUCCUGCCCCCACUUGGCCCACGGCAGGCCAGACCCCCCCAUACCCCCACCCAGAGCUCAGCAGCCAGCCUGGGUCCUGCCAGGGCUUCUCGAAGGCUCGGGGGAAGAAUAGAUAUAGUAAAGCAGAGAGAUCUGUGGUUACUUAACAGAAA